GCCACAGAGAGCUUCUGUUGCUGUGGUUGAAUGGAUGCUAGCAGUUAAUAGUGUUGGAAUGAGCCUGCCUCUUACCGUGCUAACCUGAAGCUCAAGGUUCCGGCCGCGGUCAGUGAGAUUCAGGGGAGGCUGUUUCCGUGCGACAAGAACAACACCCCAGCACUCGAGAGGAAGACAGAGCUGUGCAGAACUCUCUCUAAAAAUGGCAGAAGCCCAUCAAGCGGUAGCAUUUCAAUUUACAGUAACUCCAGAUGGGAUCGACCUGCGUAUGAGCCAUGAGGCACUCAAACAAAUAUACUUAUCUGGUGUCCAUUCAUGGAAGAAAAAGUUCAUCAGAUUCAAGAAUGGAAUUAUCACAGGCGUUUAUCCUGCUAGCCCAUCUAGCUGGCUUAUUGUAGUUGUGGGUGUGAUGUCUACAAUGUAUGCCAAAAUUGAUCCUUCUUUAGGAAUAAUAGCUAAAAUCAACCGAACCCUUGAUACAACAGGCUAUAUGUCAAACCAAACACAGAACAUUGUGAGUGGAAUACUUUUUGGCACGGGGCUUUGGGUGGCCCUUAUUGUCACAAUGCGCUACUCRCUAAAAAUGCUGCUUUCUUACCACGGCUGGAUUUUCGCUGAACACGGCAAACUUUCAUCAGGCACCAGAUUAUGGAUGGCACUUGUAAAAUUCUUCUCAGGACGUAAGCCCAUGUUAUACAGCUUCCAGACAUCUUUGCCAAGGCUGCCAGUUCCAUCUGUGAAAGACACUGUCAAUAGGUAUCUGGAAUCAGUUCGGCCACUUAUGAAUGAUGAAGAGUUCCGAAGAAUGGAGGGUCUUGCCAAAGACUUUGCGUAUAACUUGGGACCAAGACUUCAGUGGUACUUGAAGCUAAAAUCUUGGUGGGCCACAAACUAUGUUAGUGAUUGGUGGGAAGAAUAUAUCUACCUUAGAGGACGUGGACCAAUUAUGGUUAAUAGCAACUAUUUUGCAAUGGACUUCCUUUAUUUAGUUCCUACUACCCUGCAGGCAGCUCGAGCUGGUAAUGCUAUCCAUGCCAUCCUGCUCUACCGGAAGAAACUGGACAGACAAGAAUUGAAGCCAAUUCUUCUCCUGGGAUCUACUGUUCCACUCUGYUCAGCUCAGUGGGAGCGGAUGUUUAAUACCUCCCGAAUCCCAGGAGAGGAAACAGAUACUAUCCAGCAUGUGAAAGACAGCAAACACAUCGUAGUGUAUCAUAAAGGGCGUUACUUCAAAGUGUGCCUGUACCAUGAUGGUCGGCUGUUGAAACCCCGGGAGAUUGAACAGCAGAUGCAAAGAAUUCUUGAUGAUGUUUCAGAGCCUCAGCCUGGGGAGCUGAAGCUAGCAGCUCUUACUGCAGGAGAUAGAGUACCCUGGGCAAAGGCUCGGCAGACUUAUUUUAGCCGUGGAAAGAACAAACAGUCCCUAGAUGCUAUAGAAAAAGCAGCAUUUUUUGUAACGCUGGAUGACCUCGAGCGAGGAUACAGGGAAGAAGAUCCGCUGGCAUCGUUGGAUAUGUAUGCAAAGUCCCUCAUACAUGGCAGGUGUUACGACAGGUGGUUUGAUAAAACAUUCACUCUUAUUGUGUUCAAGAAUGGCAAAAUGGGCCUGAAUGCAGAACACUCUUGGGCAGAUGCUCCUAUUGUUGGUCAUCUUUGGGAGAGUGUAAUGUUAACAGAGCAUAUUGAACUGGGCUAUUCAGAAGACGGACAUUGCCGAGGAGAUACCAAUCAAAAUAUUCCUAUUCCUACCAAACUACAGUGGGAAAUUCCAGAAGAAUGUCAAGAGGUGAUUGAGAGGUCUCUGAGCACUGCAACAGCUCUGGCGGAUGACGUAGACUUCUGUUCGUUUUACUUCGAUGCCUUUGGGAAGGGACUAAUCAAGACAGCAAAAGUCAGCCCUGAUGCCUUUGUGCAACUUGCCUUGCAGCUUGCUCACUAUCGGGACAUGGGGAAAUUUUGUUUAACUUACGAGGCCUCUAUGACCCGCUUGUUCAGGGAGGGCAGGACUGAAACUGUUCGCUCRUGUACUGUUGAAUCCUGUAAUUUUGUUCGCGCCAUGGAAGAUCCAACUGAAACUAAUGAAAACAAGCUCAAGCUCUUGAGGGCUGCUACUACCAAACAUCAGCUUUUAUAUCGUCUUGCAAUGACUGGUGCUGGUAUUGAUCGUCAUCUGUUCUGCCUUUAUGUCGUGUCCAAAUACCUUGCUGUUGAUUCUCCUUUUCUUAAAGAAGUUUUGUCAGAGCCUUGGAGGCUGUCAACGAGCCAGACGCCACAGCAGCUUAUUAAUCUAAAGAAGAACCCUGAGAUGUUAUCCUGUGGUGGAGGGUUUGGGCCGGUGGCUGAUGAUGGUUAUGGUGUUUCUUACAUUAUCUUAGAUGAAAAUUCCAUCCACUUCCAUGUCUCCAGCAAAUUCUCAUGUUCUGAGACGGAUUCUCAUCGUUUUGGAAAAAACAUCCAAAAAGCUAUGAUUGACAUCAUGUCUUUAUUUGGCCCUACUAAAAACUGUACCAAGUGACUUGCCUUACCGGUGGGAAGUAGACUCUGUUAUUGGAAUGAGAACUUUUCUGAACAGUGCACGAGAGCAAGGUUUGUCAAGAAAUAGCUCGAAAAGAAACCGAGUCUCCAUCCCCUCAAUCACCUAUGAAAACCUUAGCAGUUGCUUGUAUUCCAUGAUUUUUCAAUAGUUUGGAAGAGUUUCUUUCCACAGAGGACCACUGUUGAAGUUUUGUAUAYUCCCAAGGGUUAAAGGAUAGCACCAUUGCAUGAAGGCAUGUAUAUUCAACUACUGCAGUUUUCUCCUAAGUUGUAUACAAUUAUUCUCUUUCUUUUGCUUAAAAUUGGAAUGUACUUUUAUUCCAUAAAUGAAGGAAUUAACCAUAUUGAGUCUUAACCUACUAAUCCUAGAAAAGGUUUGAUUUGAUAUGAAUUAAUAGCAGAACAUUCAUGUUUUAUGUCAAUGAGUGACAGAUUUGUUUAAUUUGACCAGUUUUGGAAAGGUAACUUAACAUACAGGAAAAAAACCUUCAUAUGACCCAGUGUAACCAAAUACUACUGUUUCUUUUGGGGGGGAAGUAUUUGCUAGAAUAGGUAGUAGAAUGUGUCACCUAAGUUAGCAGGUUUCACUCAUUCUAAUUUCUUACAAGCAUAUUUACCACAUUUUUUAAUUAUUUCUGUAUAAAUGGACCUGCAUGCUUGUUCAUACCGGUGCCUUAGCAAACAAAGAACCUAAACAAGGGAAAAUGUUAACACUGGGGGUUGGUUUAGCWUUAUUUUAGUGGUGGACAAGUGGAAGUAGUGCUGCAAAUUUAGUUUUCAAACUGUAACUUAGGUGGGUGUGACACAAGCAGACUGGGAUAUACUUCUGAAUGGUGCAUUUAGGUUUAAAGCUGUAAUGAAACACUCUUAUCUCGCAUGGCAGGAGAUGGGUCCCUAUGCAAAGCAGGAGUAACUUUGUUUCAGAGCCACAGACGCUCAAAGGCCUCCUUAGCCGGGUGGUAUCAGCUGUCAUCUGAGAUAAGAGCUCCAUGUUACGCACAGUUUCUGGGUCCUAGGAAUGUAAAUGCAAUUCAAUUCAAAGCUGCUGGAUAGCCCGCAGACACCGCACAAUCCAAGCUUGCUUCCUUGCAGCCUGGAGGGACCACUAGCACCCUGCCAAGCUUUUCUAUGAGAGAGGCUGCCYGUGAAGGCAAUGGGUGCAGCCCCAGAGCGGGGAAUCGCCACCCCCUCAAAGCCACCGCCGCAGGAGAGGGCCUUGAUGGCCGGAGCCAUGGCAUGGUUGCUGAAGGAUGCCGUGAGGAAGAGGUUUUCACUCAGGAAGUGGCAUAAUGUUUCCYGGGAAGUUUAAGAGCUUGCAGCUACUGUAAAAGCUGAAAUUGCUUUGCAUGUGGCUCUUCCUAAAGCUUUAUGGAUGUAGCUACUUUUUGGAUUGCACAGUGCUGUAAAGUGUACCUGUCAGAGCAACAAUGUUUUCUUUCAAGAAGAGRGUAUUCAGUACUACAGUGAAUGCUGCUGCAGAGCUGGGCUACCUUUAAAAGCCCCUCUGGCAGUUGAUAAUGACACUGCUUAGAUUUGGGGGUGUUCUGGCCUGUAUUUCUAACUUUUUGUGCCUCUUCACUUUUUUUUUUUCCACUCUGAUCUAGAUAUCAAAAUUCCCGCCUCAACUUUUGAGGUGGGAAACCUCAACAGAUGCAUACUUGAGGCAAUCCAUGCUUACAGGAAGGCAGGAAUCCCCCCAGAAAUUGGCCAAAGAUCCUCUUCAUUCGGUAGGCUAUGGUGUGCAGGCAAGGAGGUGUUGAAAUAAGACUUACUGCAGCUAAAUGCAGGCCUGGCAUUUAUCAAACUGC
Messenger RNA from Nothoprocta perdicaria, 4343 nucleotides. RefSeq names its product carnitine palmitoyltransferase 1A (gene CPT1A). The record is from RefSeq and is a predicted model, not a curated record. Gene Ontology annotation, molecular function: carnitine O-palmitoyltransferase activity. Lineage: Eukaryota; Metazoa; Chordata; Aves; Tinamiformes; Tinamidae. Gene Ontology annotation, cellular component: mitochondrion. The coding region runs from base 203 to 2515 and encodes 770 amino acids. Gene Ontology annotation, biological process: fatty acid metabolic process; carnitine metabolic process. The transcript has 19 exons.